Molecule: messenger RNA, 1533 nt
Organism: Triticum turgidum subsp. durum (durum wheat)
Lineage: Eukaryota; Viridiplantae; Streptophyta; Magnoliopsida; Poales; Poaceae
Source: the annotation of a GenBank genome assembly
AUGGAUUCUGCAGAAGCAGUACCUGCUCUGGUUGAGGAGUACUUGAAGAAAGAAGCUCAAGAGUUUAAGGCUGCUUUCACCUCUGGGAUCACUGAUGUGCGUCAUUUUCCUAGCUGUAGCCGCGAGCAAGUUGAUGAGAGCAUCAUGGACUUUGCAGAAGCAGUACCGGCUCCGGUUGAGACGGAGUACUUGAGGAAAGCAGCACAAGAGAUCAAGGUCAAUUUCGACAAGAGACAAGAGAAGAUGCAUAGGUUCCCUGCAAGCCUACGCGGUCUCGGCAGCCAGUACAUUGUGCCAAAGCUUGUGGCCAUUGGCCCUUACCACCAUGGCUCACCCCGCCUAAGGCACAUGGAGAAGGUGAAGCACGUGGCUGCUCACCACUUCGUCAACGAUUCAGGACGCUCGCUUGAGGAUAUCUAUGGGGAUGUCGUCAAGGUUGCUGACAAGGUCCGCUGCCUCUAUGAUGACGAUGUGCUGGCAAGUAUAAGCCCUGCUGAUUUUGCGGCGAUGAUGUUCUAUGAUGCAUGUUUCUUGGUGGAGUUUAUGCUUAUUGUUCACAGGGAUCAGCUUCCAUGUCCAGAGUUGCUAUUCGUCUUACGCUCCAACGCACGACAUAUCAAUAAUGAUGUAAUGCUAAUAGAGAACCAGCUCCCCUGGCUGGUUGUGGAAACCCUCCUCAACUUUAGGUCCGUGUCCGUGCAAGUGAAACAGUCAAUUUCAAGGUUGGCAGAAUCUCUCACAAACCGUCGUCUACAACGAGAAAAGAUCCUUUUAGGCUUCGAUGAAGAAUGCAAUCCGCUUCAUGUGCUUGGUCUCCUUCAUUUCUACAAAACAAGCAGCAGGACGGCCAUCAAGGUCAGCAAGAAGGCUUGCAUCAACCAUGUAUUUUCAACAUUGAAUUGUUUGAAAGCCCGAAUGAUUGCUGAGCCUAACCUCAGGCUUGUAGAAAGAGAUAUACCAGCACCCAAGAAAGAAAUAAUGUCAACAUCUAUAAGUGCCAUCGAGCUUGCAGAAAUUGGCAUCAAGUUAAAAGCAAGCAAGACAGGAUGUUUCAACGAAAUCGGCAUCAAGAAAGGACCCCUCUUUGGCGAGCUUUUCCUUACGCCACUAGCACUAACCAGCACAAGGGCAUGUUACCUUGUAAACAUGGCGGCCUUCGAGCUAUGCACGACCUCAGGGGAUGCAGAACAUCAUGAAGGGUUGGCCGUCUGCUCAUACAUCGCCCUCCUUUCGAUGCUCAUGAACCGGGAGGAGGAUGUGCACGAGCUACGAAGGAAGCAUAUUGUGCAAGGUCAACUCACAAACAAAGAGAUGCUACAGUUCUUCAAGAGCCUUACCAAGCACCUGAACGGUGGCCGCUCCUACACCCACAUCUUGACAACCAUUGAGAAUUACAAGGUCAAUAGGUGGAUGUGGAUCAAGGUGCACAAGUUCAUCUACAACAACUUUAGAACCAUUAUCACGGUAUUCUCCGUGGUCGGUGUUCUAGUGGGUAUCUUCAAGGCGCUCCUCUCUUUUAAGCAACACCAGUAA